AUGCUUUCUUUUAGUCUUUUCUCUUUCACUUCCUAUCUUUGUCUAUAUAAUAAACACGCAAGUAAUUUUCGCUUUUUACUUCUUUUUUUUCUCACCAUUUUUUCCCUCCUUGUCUCUCUCUUUCUCGUCAUUUUUUGCGUUCUCUCUCCUUUUCUUGUCAUUUCUGAAUUUUCUCUCUCUUUCUCGUCGUGUUUGCAAUCUCUCUCUCUCUUUUUCACGUCGUGUGUGCAAUCUCUCUCUCUCUCUUUCUCGUCAUGUUUGCAAUCUCUCUCUCUCUCUCUUUCUCGUCAUGUUUGCAAUCUCUCUUUCGUUGUGUUUGCAAUCUCUCUUCUCUCUUUUUCUCGUUUUUUGCAAUCUCUCUCUCUCUCUUUCUCGUCGUGUUUGCAAUCUCUCUCUCUCUCUUUCUCGUCGUGUUUGCAAUCUCUCUCUCUCUCUUUCUCGUCGUGUUUGCAAUCUCUCUCUCUCUCGUUGUGUUUGCAAUCUCUCUCUCUCUCUUUCUCGUCGUGUUUGCAAUCUCUCUCUCUCUCUCGCUUUCUCGUCGUGUUUGCAAUCUCUCUCUCUCUCUCUCUUUCUCGUCGUGUUUGCAAUCUCUCUCUCUCUCUCUUUCUAGUCGUGGUUGCAAUCUCUCUAUCUUUCUCGUCCUUUUUGCAUUCUCUCUCUCUCUUUCUCUCUCUCCCUUGUACAUUCUAUCUCUCUCAAUUUAUCUUUUAUCUUUCUUUCUCUCUCUCUCCUCCUCCUCUUCUGGCUUUGCCUUUCUCUCUCCUUCUUUCUCCUCGUUUCGCUUUGCCUUUCUUUGCACCGAUCUACUACAACAUAUGUUUAAUCUCGUUGCUUUACUAUUCUUCUAUUCAUCUCUCUCUCUCUCUCUCUCUCUCAUUUUACCGUUCCCUCUGCUGUCAACCUUUCUACAUUUCUCCUCGUAUUUCAUACACUGAUUUUUCCUUCCUUUUUCUAUUGGCUGCAUUUCCAGAAAAUAUUUGCCAUUUUCUUUUUAUUACGCCCGUCUGCCUUAAUCACGUCCUCAUUCUUUGCCCCAUUUCUUUUUCUUUCUUUCAAAUACUUAUUCUAAUUUACUUUCUCGAUUGUCUUUCUUUCUCUUUCACAUUUUCUUACCUUACUCUGUUGUUCUAUAUCAUUCUUCUCUCCUACGUUUACUCUCUCUUGUCCGUUCUCUCUGUCUCACAGUUCUUGAUCUCUUUCUGUUUUUUUCCGUUCUCUUUCUCUCUCUCUCUGUUUGUCCGUCCGUUUUCUCUCUGUUUGUCCGUUUCUCUCUCUCUCUCUCUGCUUGUUUGUCUGCUAUCUCUCUCUCUCUGUUUAUCUGUUCUCGCUUCCUGUUUAUUUGGCCGGCCUCUCUCUUUAUCUUUCUUUCACUUUCACUCUCUAACAUUUGUUCUUCCUCUCUGUCUUUUUCUUUCAUUUUGCUGUCACUUUCUCUCUGUGUCCCAUUUUGCUUUCUCACUUUUUCUAUCUGUUAAAUGUCGCUUUCUCUCUCUGCCUUCCCUCCUCCCUCUCCUCCCACCUCCCUUUUCUGCUUUUAUUCCUUUUUCUUUAAAUCGUUGUCUCAUGAUGUAUUUUCUUUCUAGUUCCUUUGUGAUUUUCUUUUAUUUUAAUAUUACUUUCAUAUUUAUUCUUUUCUUUCUUUUGCCUUAUGUCUCUCCAAAUUACCAUUAUCUGUCCUUUCUUCGUUCUUCGUGUUACUAUUUUUCUAUUUGUUUUUCUUCCAUUCUUUUUCUCUUCCUUGUUUUAUUUCCUCGUUUUUAUGCCAAGGGUUCCAUCUUUUCAAAACUUCCUUUCUCCGUAUUGUCAUUCUUUCGCUAUCAACCUAACCCCAACCAUCUUCAUCCACAUCAUCCAUCAACGAGUAGAGGGCGAAACAUAAAUUACUGGAAAACAAAUCAUCCAUAUCUAAAAAAAGAUAUUUUCUAUUUUUCCUUUUCUCUAACCCUUUUUCUCUGUCCACCGUUCUCACACCGUCGUCUCUCUGCCCACCCUGCCCCAUCGUUGUCGUCUCUCUGUACACCCGGCUCACUCAUCGUCGUCUCUCUGUACACCCGGUUCCAAAAUCCUCGUUGUAUCUCGGUUCACCCAGCUCCAUCGUCGUCGUCUAUCUGUCCAUCCCGCACCGUCGUCGUUGUUGUUCCGCUGUCCACCUCUCUCGUUGUAAUCGUCUCUUUGUUUACCCUGACCCCUCAUCGUUAUCAUCGUCUCUUUCGCGCGCUCCCUUGUCAUCGUAGUUUCUCUCCCUGGCUCCCUCGUCAUCGUUGUCGUCUCUCUCUCCCCUCCGUUCCCAACUUAUUAUAUAAAAAAGUCAAAAGAACAAGAAUUUAUAUCUAA
This is a messenger RNA of Acanthosepion pharaonis, 2334 nucleotides long. The record is from the annotation of a GenBank genome assembly. Lineage: Eukaryota; Metazoa; Mollusca; Cephalopoda; Sepiida; Sepiidae.